This is a messenger RNA of Rhizopus microsporus ATCC 52813, 1410 nucleotides long. RefSeq lists its product as uncharacterized. The record is from RefSeq and is a predicted model, not a curated record. NCBI's taxonomy places the organism in Eukaryota, Fungi, Mucoromycota, Mucoromycetes, Mucorales, Rhizopodaceae. The coding region runs from base 1 to 1410 and encodes 469 amino acids. The transcript is spliced from 7 exons.
AUGGAAAAGUCUAAUCAUCCAAAGGCUGAAUACAUUGCUGUUCCUACGGAGGAAGCAAUGGUGUAUGAAGAGCAGCCCAAGAGAUGUAACGCUAAGCGCUUUAUCGUGUUCUUUCUGAAAGGUCUUCUUGGAGCCCUUGUCCUUCUUACCUUGGUUAUUCCUGGCAUUGUUCAUCUUUCUCAAAGAAUAUUUGGAUCUGAAACAGAAUAUGUUGAAAUCAUGCCUUAUGAUUCUUUCAAUCCAAACGUUCCAGAAUUGCGCGAGCCUUGCUUUUUAAGACAUAAUGAUGAUUAUGCUGAAUUGAAUGAAUUCAUGGAUGAGUUACACCAAACAAUGGGCCCACUUCCAUUACCAUCUAGAGGCUCCCACCACCAGCAUCGUCAUCAUCGUCAUGGAAAACAUCAUCCAGCACCACCUGAAGAUGAAAGACUUGAUUUUGAUGAUGCACCUACUGAUAUUCUUCAACUUUCUAAAGAUCUCAAAUUUGAUAAUAAAAAGGAAAAGCAUCCCUGGAAGCCAUUCUGUAAGCUUCAUAAACUUGAAGCUGAAUCUACGGUAUUUGCUUUCAAGACUGACGACUACAAAAAGGCCAAGUUCUUCUUGAACGGCCACUUUAACCGCGGAGGACAUGUUCGUGUUUCCAAGUCGAAGGAUGCCUCUGUUGACUUUGUCAAGGUGAAUGUUACCAUUUAUGCUGGCCGUUCUGAACUCCAUUCUGAGGCUCAAAUUUCGGCAUUUGAGCAUGAAGGUGACUACGUCGUUCAAUUGGAACGCGAUCCCAAGCAUCCCCCUCCUCCUUUCCCAUUCCCUCCUCCUCAUCAUCAUCAUCGCCAUCACAAGCCCAAGCAGGAGGACUGUCUGGUUUAUAGCGUCGAUAUCGAGUUCCCUCAAAACACAGAGUACUAUGAGGAACUUCAAUUCCACGUUAAACAAACUCAACGUAUCGAAGGUGGUCACGGUAUUGAAGAGAUCUCAUUUGGUACCAUUAAGGCUGGUUUAGGCCGCGGUGCCAUCAUUUUUGAUGGAUUAAAAGCCAAGACGAUCAAGCUUGGCGUUUUACGCGGUGUUGUCAUGGGUAAUUACCAACCUGAGGGUAAGUUCUUGGCAGGUUCCGUUCACGGUGCUACAAAGGUUAAGCUCGAGCCAACCGGAGAACACUUUAAUGUCACUGCUGCUUCCACUUUUGGACCCGCUUCGGUUGAUCUUCCUGCUGAUAGCUUUUCUGGUGAUUUCGGUUUAUUCCACUUCUUUGGUCCUGCUCCUACCAUUGAAGCACCUAACCCUGAAGACAUCCAUGUUACCAAACUAAAGCAUGGUGUCAAGGCUGGUUAUUACAAGGAAGAACAUACAGGAUCUCGUGUGAUCAUCUCUGCCAAAUUCCAUGGAGCUCCUGCUCUCUAUUUGAAUUAA